GACCAAGUGAUUGAAAGAAAGUACCCUCUUUUAGACUCUCUGUUUCACGCACGCCUAUCACAAGUUCCCAUUUUGAGAAUCAAAACAAAAGUUUCCACAUCCCACGCAAAUCCUUAAAAAAAGUGUAAAGCUUGAUAAAGAGGAAGCUAUAAUGGGACACACUUUCUUACCGUGGGCCCAGCCCAUGACGUGGUGAGAGGUCAGACCUGGACGGACCGACCUCGAUGUAGCUUCGAGGAACCAAACCCUCUAUUCUGCAACAAAGUGAAAAAUUGUGAAAACCAAAAGAAGCCCAAAUGUGCAUAGCUGUGUUCGUAUGGCAAAACCACCCAAUUUACCCGCUCCUUCUGUUGUUCAACAGGGACGAGUUUAAAAGUAGGCCAACAAAGCCUUUGGCAUGGUGGGAAGGAGGGAAGAUCUUAGGGGGAAGAGAUGGGCUGGCAGGAGGGACAUGGCUGGCUUGUACCAGAGAUGGCAAGGUGGCUUUUAUCACAAAUGUUAGAGAAGUUGAGAAACUUGCUCAAGCUAAGAGCAGAGGGGACCUCCCAGUUCGGUUCUUGGAGGGCAAAAAGAGUGCCAUGGAGUUUGCUGAGGAAGUUGCAGAGGAGGCAGGUCAGUACAAUGGGUUUAAUCUGAUAUUGGCUGAUCUUUGUUCCAAGGCCAUGGUUUAUGUAACCAACAGACCAAAGGAGGACAAAAGUUUUGUCACCGAGGUCUCACCUGGGAUUCAUGUACUGUCAAAUGCACAGCUAGAUUCUCCUUGGCCUAAGGUUCAACGACUAGGCGACAGUUUCAAAGAGCUACUACACGAACACGGCGGCGACAAUGAUCUUCCGAUCAAAGAAAUGGUUGAAAAACUGAUGAUGAACACGAUUAAAGAUGAUGAAGAAAGCUUGCUGCCUCACGUUUAUCCUCCAGAACUGGAAUACCAUUUGAGUUCCAUAUUUGUAGAAAAAGCCCCUCAGCUGGGACAUUAUGGCACCAGAAGCACAUCAGCAUUGUGCGUGAAGACAAGUGGGGAAGUUAUCUACUAUGAGAGAUAUCUGGAAAAUGAACUGUGGAAAGAAGGGACAGUAACUUAUCACAUGGACAUGGGCAGAGGAGAAGAAGAAAAAUAGUCAGUUUAUGGAUCCUUUGCUAACCUUAAACCCCACAUCCCAUCUGGGAUUUUUCAGACAAAAGGCUUCAUUAUUGUGGCUAGUUCAGAUUUUACAGAUUCUGUCUCUGCUUACAUGUGGGUUUAUGGUGCCUUAAACUUAUCAGAUUUUACAGAUUCUGUCUCUGCUUGCAUGGGGGUUCAUCUGAAAGAGACUUGCUCCAGUGAUUAAGAGCAUUUGCCCUGCAUCUUAGGUUCGAUUCCCCCUUCCCAUUAUAUCAAAAGAAAGAUAUGUUCAUAUGUGUAAACUAUCUGUUUCAUUAUUAAUCAAUAACAUAAGCAUGAGGAUCUCA
Molecule: messenger RNA, 1449 nt
Organism: Prunus persica (peach)
Lineage: Eukaryota; Viridiplantae; Streptophyta; Magnoliopsida; Rosales; Rosaceae
Product: transport and Golgi organization protein 2 homolog
Exons: 5
Coding region: 297-1118 (273 amino acids)
Source: RefSeq, a predicted model, not a curated record